Messenger RNA from Porites lobata, 9509 nucleotides. The record is from the annotation of a GenBank genome assembly. Lineage: Eukaryota; Metazoa; Cnidaria; Anthozoa; Scleractinia; Poritidae.
AAACAGACGCAAUGCGAAGGAGAUUACUUAGAGAUCAGAGAUGGAGACAGCGAAGCAUCUCCAUUGCGAGCAAAGUUUUGUGGGAGAUCCGGAGCAGGUCAGAGCGUCAGUUCAUCCGGAACACAAAUGCUGUUACGUUUUGUUUCUGACAACGUCACUGACAGUUUCAACUCACGAGGGUUUAAUCUAAGGCAUUCUGGUAAGUAAACAAUCAAAAACUAAGUAAUGUUACAUUACCAAAAUCAUGAAGAAAAUGUAUUGAAAUCAUCUGACGGAAGACGUUUAGAUUUAUACAAGAGACGUUAGACACAAACCACUCGGCCAGCUAAGAACUUUUUAAAAAGACCUGUUGUUAGUUAUGCGGAUAUCGUCUUGCUCAGAUUCCGUUUUGUACGUGUUAGACUGGGUGGGCGUUCAUAAGGUGACCGAAUGGGCAGGCGGAAAGAAACAUACUUUGAAAUAAAGUAGCUAGGAGUUAACACAAGCAAGGUCUUGAUCAUUACAGUCAGCUACAGAGGGCACCCUCUGACAGUUUCGCCACAUUGGUAUCCCUGUGUGCCUACGCCAGGUUGAAUACCAUUUUUUUCUUAGUUAUGGGGCUUCUUUGGUGUGUUUGCAGCUGAGAAGAUAACAACAGCAACAAAAAUACAGUCGAACCUCGCUAUUUCGAACUCGGUUAAUUCGAAGUCCCCGCUAUUUCGAAGGAAGAUCGAAUGCCCUUGGAUUUACCCUUCCCUUUAACGAAAAACUUUUUCUCACUUGGGGAAAUAGCGGGGUUCGACUGUACUGACAAGAUACACUUAUAUGUACAUGUGUAAUCUUGUUCUCAAAACUCCCACUGCCAACACAGAGUGAGAUCUGGGUACGAGAUUAGUAUAAUUUUAUCCUUGUUUGGAAUUUAAUUACCCUUUGUCAGUUUGGGUAUGUUAAUUCAAGAUAAGGGGCGCUUUCCAUCCAGCUCAAAUUCCGAAAAUUUAGGUUAGAAAUCAAACGGCACGGACCAUUUCAGUUCGGUCAGACCGUAAUAUUUGGGACCAGCUUUGAAGGUGGUCCCUUGACGGGUCUGGUCAUUUCGGUCGGUCGGACCGAAACGUUCUUCUCCAUUUGACAAAAUUGAUGUCCCCAGAACCGCUCUUUUGAAUCCUGCUUACGAAAACAAUAACCAAACGUGUGGUGGUUUGGGUGGGGUGUGUGCAACCUGAAUGUACUGUGCCAUUGGGCACAUAGAAUUUCCGAAAUUCAAACCGGAAUUUUUGUUGAAUGGAAAGCGCCUAAGGACUUUGAAGCAUAUGGACAAUAUUGAACCAGAACAUAUAUGCUACAUGUUCAUUCGCCUUUUGAAUGUACAGGUGUUUGCAAAGUCCAGACAAAUGCAACAAGUGGGGUCAUAACUACUCCUCAGUACCCUGACAACUACCUAAACUAUAUGGACUGCCUUUGGACAAUUAAACUCCACCCAUCAAUGCUUAUCGCUCUCGAAUGUCACGACAUUGCUUUGGAAUAUGAAGAAGACUGUAGAUUUGAUUACAUGGAGAUACUCGCGGGUGUGUCGCUUGAUGAUGCUCCUGUUCUUGGUCGAUUUUGUGGUAUCUACAACCAUUCUCUAAAAUUUGAGAGGGACGGAAAUAUGAGCAUACGGUUUGUAUCGGACGCGGAUAAAGAGUCGAGUGGAUUUCGUUGUGCAUACAACGUCGAUAAAGGUUAGCGCAACACUAGUAGUUUAGCUGUAGUUAAAAAGUCGUAAUUUAAGCAAAACAAAAAAAAAAAUGUAACGUAAAAGACCCCAUCGGAAUCUUGUAAAUAAGUGAUACAGUCACCUCUUUCUAGAAGGGGUUGAGACCGGCAUUUAGUGUUCCGCCGUCUUAGGGAGCUGCUCGUCAAAGGAAAUGACUAAAGAGCUGCAAGCAUCUACCAGUGGCGGAGCCAGGGGAGGGGCCCGAACGGCCGAAAAAUUUUUUUUGAGAUCGCCCCCCCCAUCUCAGGAUCUGGAUGACCGCCUUUCCCCCCUCCCCUUAUCUGAAAGUCUGCAUCCUCCACUGCGGGGCUACAAUAGGUGUUGGUUUUAGGGAGGUGUCGGUGAGAAGAGAGUUGGUCGUAUAAUAAGAAGAUAACGAGUAUCCUUAUUUAGCACAAAUAAUUAGGAGAUCAGUGGUGACUCAUUUUCACAUGGAUUAGCAUCACAUGCACCUGCACAGGGUUUUACGGAUUACAAUGAAAGUGUUGUCAAGAACGGAAGAAAGAAAGAAAGCGCAACACUCUGGCCGGAUCAUUAGCACACAAGAUAACCUGAUGAUGAACUCUUAUGUUGCCAGCACCUGCACUAAUAUUCUCAGAUCAACCACUCACGACUAACAGGUGAUGUGAAACGCACCUCAAAAUACACGUUAAAGAGCCAAGUCUUUGUGUUUAGUGCUGGAGUGUGUUCUUAUGAGCAGUGGCUUCGUUUAUCGUUAGUCAGAGGAGACUGGACCGAGUGGACCACCUGGACAGAAUGUUCCCAGACGUGUCACCAUGGAAACCAGACUAGGUACAGGACAUGCUUGAAUCCUCUACCAGAGAGUGGACUGGAACUGGUUUGUGGUCAUGUGGCAGACAGUGAGACGAGAAGCUGUUUAAUCUCGAACUGCAGUAAGUGACUUUCAGUUUCUCAUAGUCAAUUAAUUAUUGAAUUCUGUUCAGACCAUCCGCUUUGAGGAAAGCAGACAAUAGAUCCUUUUCACUCAAGUGGUCAGCAGCUUUGCAAAUUGUUUUGAAUAAAAGAAAGUUUUAACAUGUAAAAAGAUUUCAGUUUCCACAGGAUUUUUUUUGUACACAAACAUGGCCGCCGAUUCAUUGUUUUGUACACAAAUAUGGCCGCCGUGAUGUCAUGUGAAAAUGAUCUAUAAAGUUAAAAGGCGUAUUGGGCCUGAAAUUGGCUGAUAUAGCGAGAGCGGAAAACAUGUCAAUUAUAAUAAAGAGAACGGCAAAGAGAAAAGGAGACUUGAGUUUUCCCGGGCCUUCUGAGAGAAAUUCCCCUAAGAAGGACGGCUUGGAGAAAUUUUAGUUGCUUCAGUUAUUCGCUGUUUUUUUUCCCCUGUUGUUCAUAGUUGAUUUGUAUAAUUUAAAUUAGUAGGAUUUGAAAGUGGUCUUUAUUCUAAAAGUUUUCACGCUAAAUACAUGACCUUUUAUAUAACAUGGUGACCUUUUCGAACGAAACCGAUAUCUUUACCUAACCUCGUUUAUUACAUGGACGCUUGUUCCACUCUACAAACACAAAAGUAACUUCAAAAUAAAAUCACAACAUAACAGAAAGGAUGAAAAUGAGCAAUAGUCCACAUAGAAUCCCUUGCAGCAAUCCUAAUCAUGUUUGUGAAAUUCAACACACAGUGAUAUGGGCAACUCCGCGUUUUGGGCAUCCCCAUCCCCAAAACUCUAGUGAUAUGGGUAUCCCCUGUAACCCUAACACUAACCCAAAUCGCUAAGGUAAUAUGAGAAGGGGAUGCCCAUAUCACUAGGGUUCAGGGAAUGGGGAUGCCCAAAACGUGGGGAUGCCCAUGUCACUGUAACACCCCAUUUCAGAAAAAACUUACGGGAGAACGGGUACAAGCUUUAGGUGAAGUGAUUAAUGGUUCGUUUGAGUGGACAAGCGUUAGUUAUGAUUGGUCGAUGGUAUUCAAUGCAACCAUUAACCAAUCAGAAGUAACGCUUCUCCACCCGCAAGAUCCCAGAAAUCGUUGCGCCCAUAGCUUGUACCCCUUUCCUUUCUAGUUGUUGGAGUGGGUCCUUGGCUUCAAAGUUAGCUCUAAAACUUCAUUUCCGUUGCAGUACCAGUUGACGGUGGCUACAGCAGCUGGUCCAACUGGUCUGCGUGUAACGUGUCCUGUGGAACUGGGUUCAGGAACAGAUCUCGCAGCUGCACCAACCCACCUCCUGCUUUUACUGGCAAGAACUGUUCAGAAAUUGGCGUUCCAUGGGAGACAACGGAAUGCGUGCUAACCCCUUGUCCAGGUAAAUCAAUUUGUUCUUUUCACUGAAAUGGGGACUUUUAGUCUGCUUUAGUAAGGGUAUGAACGGUUUCCAGUUAACAGGAUAAAGGUCAAGUCCCACAAAUGAGUCUAUUCUCAAAGAAAUACCAGGCAUUUAAUCUCUACGCAAAAAAAUAUUUAUGUUCUCCUAUCCACUGAAAUGUGACGGCUGCAUCUUAUUUUCCAAUUGGUGCUCUUUGAAAUGAUAUUAAGUAGCAGUGUGGUAAUAAUCAACUGUUAUUUUUAUUCAAAAGGUUCGGCGAGCGUGGCGUCAAUUUCAAGCCCAACCAGUCACUUUGCACCAUCCACUUAUGUCAUGAUGCUACAGUCCUUUUUAACAGUAAGGUCGAGCAACGACUCUCCAGUCCACCAGUUAGCUACAACUUCGUCAAGUUAUUCCAGCGUAGCUUUCUCUCCUAGCAAUUCUGGUGCUACACCCUUUCUCGGAGACUCGGAUGCCACGCCCUAUUUUAAAUUCUCUCUUUCCACUCCCUUGACAAGGCCAUCAAGCACGCUAUCUUCCCAAAGAAACAUUUUGUCCACAAGUUCAACAAAGAACUUGCAAAGCAGAGUGACUUCGGGUGUUCAAGGGGUACAUGUGACUACUUCACAUUCCACACUGGAUGAACUACAUACGUCAAACAAAUCCAUUCUGAAUGAUAGACCAAUUAUCUCUGCUAACUUUUCAAGCCAUAACAUUUAUUCAACCGACGAAAUUUGGAAAAUAGCUACCAGCUAUUAUUCGUACUCUUCAAAACCUUGGCGUCUAUCGACAAAGCCCUUAACACUAAAAAGCAAGUUAUUCGGAGAUUCUAUCUCUUCAGUUGGACAAACCGGGCAACAAAAUGAGGAAAUUUCAAGUGCUUCUUUUCUCUCUCGAACAAAAUUUAAAAGCUUCAAUUCUCAGACAGAUUCAACUGCUUCUAUCUCAAAAAUAUCUCCCAGCUAUCCAUCAAAUUCUUCAAUAACCUGGCAUGUGUUUACAGAACCAUUGACAUCAAAGAGCAAUUUACUUAAAGAUUCUAUCUCGACAGUUGCACUAACAAGGUAUCAUAUUAUAGGGGUUUCAAGCACUAGCAUACACGCUGCUUUCUUACACUCAGUUACAAUACUUAAAAACGUAAAUUCUCAAUUAGAUUCGACGUAUUAUGCAUCAUCCCGCCACCUAUUAAAUUCCUACACACCUUCGAAAGCGUUCGCAAAACAAACUGGACAACCGAUUGUGGCAAUUUCAACCACGAUCUCUCGAACAUUUUCGGCAAGCUAUACUUCCAUCUACCUGUCAAAUUCGUCCUCAUCUUGGCAAGUGUUACCGGAACCCUUUACACCAGAUAGCAAGUUACUAAGAGAUUCUUCUCCUACAACUGCACAAAAGCGACAAAGCGUUGUAGAAAUUUCUAGCGUUGGUUUAAAUGCUGUUUCCUUAGUCCUUCGAACAGUUACUGAAACUUACAGUUCUAAAAAAGAUUCGCAUACCAUAAGCACUGGAAUAUCUUCCAGCUAUCUUUCGCUUUUUUUAAAACCUUUACAAAACAAAACAACUGAGGAUUCUCAGGCAAUACACAUAAGUACGCUUUCUACGCUAGACGUAUCUGAUGCGUUGAGUAAUUCCAUGUCACACGAUACAGCAAUUUUUUCUGCGAACAUUUCAAACACUAAAGAAGAUUCAACUGUUGACAAUGGCCAACUAUCUUCCGUCUAUCAGUCAUAUUCUUCGACACCGACGCAACCGACGCAACUGUCACCGAAAGUCUCAACACUGAAUAGCAACUUAGUCAGAGAUUCCAGUUCUAAAGUUGGGCAAACAGGACAGCAGAUUCUGAGCACAUCGCAUACUGUUCCUUUCCUCUCUUCCACAAUCUUGGGAAACUGCAGUUCACAGGCGGAUCAAGGACAUCAUAUUACGUCUUUACAAACAGGCUUGAGAGGGUUAGAGUCGCAGACAUCACAGCGGUCACAUAUAGCAUGGAGGAAUUACAGCAAUGGAAUUACAUUACACACUUUACCCACCACGGCGUCUUUUGAACCACACCCUGCCAAUCAGGAAUCAUCAAUGAGAAUGAAGACCUUGGCAACCAAAAUGAACCAAGGACGUACAGAACCCGUUUCUACUGCGCAUGUCAGCCUGACUUCAGCCACGUUACCCACUUCAACCAACUGGAAGCUCUAUUACAAUAGGACACAAGAGUCGUCAAUUGUGAGAAGUCAUACUAGAAGGACUAUGGCACAGUCCACAUGGAGUACCCGUAGCAUAUCUGGCUAUCAUCACCACAACAGCUCUCAAAGGAGAUCUUUUUCAACCGCUGAAAGCACAAUGCAAUCGACGUGGAGGCCAAAUAUCGAUGGGGAAAGCGUUUAUCCCACUACCACGAGUUAUGUUAAACUGACUAGCUUUCAGUCAUCAGUCAUGUUGUUAACAAGUACAUGUAAUAGUGUUGAAGCAUCAAGUAUAAGGCGUAUUCAAACUCAAAAUAGCAUGUUGACCUUGACAACGCUUGGCCAGUUUUGUCAGCAAGCAGGUAACUAUUACAGGAAAAGACAGCAUUAGAUAUCAGAAUAAAAAUAGGUGAAGUUGAAGCUCGUUGGAUUUCACACAGGCCCUAGCUUAAGCUACGGUAAAUCGGGCAACUAAAACGAGCAAAUUGUUUUGCUCAAGUUCCGAAUAGUUAUUGCAAAAACUAGAACUAUCCUCCACUAACUGCAACAACUUUUCGCCACCUGGGAUCAAUUUAGGUUUCUGAGAAACUGCCCACCUACCCCUCCCCUGAGCUAACAUUAACACUUUCUUCUCACUUAGGGCAAAAUGAUGGCUUAGGGGAGGGGUAGGUGGGCAGUUUCCCGGAAACCUAAAUCCAUCCGCAACCUGCAAUAUCCUGAUUCUGCGUGAUUCGUUUCAAGGCAGGUUUGACUCGCGGGUGGUAAAAUGCGCAACAUUGCUUUUUAACUCGUUUUGCAGCAAUGUUGCAAAACCAGUUGCACGUCUUUGUUGCCCGAUUUACCACAGUUUUAUUCUUAUGCACCGUUGGCUACAAAGCAAGGUUUUCUGGAGGCACUGAUUUUCAAACACUAGUCUACGUUUAGGGUUGCACUUAUCAAACUGUUAAGUUAAAUAAGCAGAAUGAUCCUAGGUUAACGCCAUCUCUUUUGCUCCUAGGUUCCUCAUCUCCUCCGAUGGUACCUCCAACUCAAACUUCUCCGCUGCUGUUCACAAAAGAGACAAUCAUUUCACCUACGUGGCGCUAUACGAUAAAUAUUUCUGAUACGAUACUCAGCAACUUCAACGCCAUGCAUAGCUCAUCCCUUAACACUCCUCAAAAUAGAGCUACACUAUCUUCAGAUGUCACAAGAUCAAGCAAGCACAUAUUCACGCUAGCAACAAAGAGGGAAAUUUUGCAUUCGACCGAGCAAUCUUCAGAAGAUGUCGCAAGAUCAAGCGAUCACACAUUUUCGCUGUCAACAAUUUCGAAAAUUUCACUCUCGAAUGUUGCUUUUCCGUCGUCCGAUAGUCAAAAUACAGAAAUGGUGUACUCUUCACGAGCAUCCGCGACAAGUUUAAUAUCCGGAAGUCACGUGGGUGUUGCUAGUUCUCGUUCAGAAUCGUACCAGGUCAAUCCCGUGUUAUCCUGGGGAAAGAAGACUGUACAAACAAAAACAGAUCCUGGACAAAUAGAAACCAUUUCCAUCUCACAUACAAUAGCGACGGCAACCACAAGUGUGUGUUGUGAAGGAAGCAGCGUACACUGGCCAACUGCAAUGGAAUCCAGCAGGCACCAAGCAAACAGAGAAAGCAUUCAUGCCAUGGAAAUGUUACAAAUGGUAACAGCACAAGAAACAAGUUACUUUAAAGUGUCUUUUGAGCGGACCGCUGGAUCCGAGAUAGACGACACUGAAAUAACAACCAGCUCAUCCACACAAUCACCAAUAUCAACUUCUCAAGUCAGUACCACAUUGUCAAGGCUGUCCAUCACCAUAUCUCCAUCAAGAACAGGUUGGUUACAGAUUUGACCUUUUCAAUUUAAAGUUAAACUAACCACACCUAAAAACUGAGAAAAACGUAUUCUUGAUAACGCAGGUGAUUAAAUAACGUAGCGUUUAGGAGGUAGUCGAGACUCGACGAACUGGGACAGGCAUGGGUAGACCCAGUGGGGAUCGGGGCUGUUUAAUUGCUAAUUCCACCCUCCCUCUCUUCAUUACACUGGCUUCAACCAGAAAACGUUAGUCAUAAGUAUCUCUUUUUCUCCGUAAAGGCCACUGAAGGCUUUGAAACUUUACUCUAUUGUGUAAAGUGCUUGUAACUAAGUUCAUGUCUGAGAGGCAAAGGCAAUGCGUGUUGGUUCAAGUUUCAAUUUGAGCUACCAAAUGAAAAUUCCAUACGACUCAUUAGGGGUAAUUAUUCUAGUUUAAAGUGUUUAUUUACUGAAGGCUUCCAGUCUGCUGAAUGUUUUAUAAGAUCGGUUUUCCGGACCCCCACUACCGAAUGUCCCCCCCACCCGGUUGCGCUACUGUUUGUUACGCCAAAUACAUUUCUCGCUUCGUACUUCACAUACCCCUUCCUCAGCUCAGAUAUAAACUUGAACUCCCACCACUGAAAGUUCUGGAUCCGUCAAAGCAGGCAUGAAUGUCUCCAUCUGUAAAGUACGGAACAUACUAAACUUUGCGUUUAUUAAAGGCUUCCUUCACCUCCAAUUCAAAUGCUUGGAACUUAAAUGUAGGGUAAGCCUGUCUCCGAAAUAUCACAACCACCUAUGAGACGUUCUACUAGACAUGAUAGUCUUUCUGUUUCUUCAGCAGAAGUAUAGUUAUGGGUACAAGAACCAGUUGCAACUUCUCUACAAACCCCCGUGUACAAACCACUUUAGGUUUUUCAUUACAAACAGUUCAAGCCAAACUCCAUAAGAUAUAUACAUAUUUGUAAAAUCACUCUCCUUGUUGAAAAGGUUCGAUCGCACUAUCAUGGAAGUUUCCAAAUAGCUCAGAUACCACAGGCAAUAUUAUCUGCCAGAUACUCAUUUUAUUCUCUACGUUUUUCUUUUAGCCCCAAGCAGUCCAGCCGUUGAUUCGACCCCAUCCACCUUAACAUUUCCGUGGCACUUAAUUCCUUUCGUGGUAAUUUUAUUAGUAUUUUUUGUCGCUCUCGUUACCUACUGCUUACGCAUUCCUGACAUAACAGAAAAGAUUUUUCUCGCAUUAAAAGAAAGGAAAAAGCAAAUUACGCGGUCCAGACAAGAGAAAAGCUUCGACGUGAUGAAAGGAAAUGUCUUGAAAAAUUUUGAAGCUUCAACAUUCCAUUCCUAUCAAAGGGAGUUAUUUUACGACGCGACGUUAAACUAUGCUAUGUUUGAGGAGAGUACGACAAGAGCUAUCGAGUUUUCCAUUCACCUAGACGAAGAGGACCAAAGUGCACGGCCAGAAGAAGCUGUAGAAAUAUCUUGUGUAUUAGGAGAUGAACCUGCCAACGGAAAACAAGGGGGCGGCUCGCUAAGUGAGAUGUUUGAUAAGCAGUGA